Molecule: messenger RNA, 1410 nt
Organism: Letharia columbiana
Lineage: Eukaryota; Fungi; Ascomycota; Lecanoromycetes; Lecanorales; Parmeliaceae
Exons: 4
Coding region: 1-1410 (469 amino acids)
Biological process (GO): positive regulation of transcription by RNA polymerase II; mitotic cell cycle
Cellular component (GO): nucleus
Molecular function (GO): RNA polymerase II cis-regulatory region sequence-specific DNA binding; DNA-binding transcription factor activity, RNA polymerase II-specific
Source: RefSeq, a predicted model, not a curated record
AUGGCCCGCGUGAGACGCAAGUGGACGGCAGAGGAGGAUGCUCUCCUCCGAUCAGCUGUCAAGACCGCUCAGGCGGAAUCGCGCCCGCUACUGUGGCGGAAGUUGGCAAAGUGUGUACCUGCACGGACGAACAAAGACUGUCGCAGAAGAUGGUGGAACAGUCUCGCAAAUGGCACGGCCAAGGGCUCAUGGUCCGAGGAAGAGGACGAACGGCUCAUUGCAGCUGUUCGCAGGCACGGGACGAAUUGGAUAAGGGUCUCAUGCGAGGUUGGGUCAAGAAGCCCCGACCAAUGCUCCAGCCACUGGAGCCAGGUGCUGGACCCGAACAUCAAUUAUUGUGAUUGGACUGCAGAAGAGGACGCGAACCUGCUACAUGCAGUUCUCACCUACGGCACCAACUGGGCAACUAUCGCAUUUUCGCAUCGUCCCAGCAGGACCACGCUUGCUCUCAGGAAUCGUUACUCGACCCUGCGGCUACAAAACAACAACGACAAGAACAAGGCAAAUGCAGAUACCACUGAGAAGGCACACAAGGAUCUCCCGGCUAUCUCUGAGACUGCCAUGGCGACCUCUACGAAGGAAGUGGACUGGAACAUGGAAGCCCCAAGAUGCUCCAGUUGGAUUGAAGGUGACAGGGUAGCUCAGUCAAGCGACGAAGAGGACGGAGACGAAGAUGACGGAGACGAGGAUGAAGACGAGGACAACGAGGACGGUGAGAACGAGGACGAGGGGCUCCAUCAAACUAGCCACAUUUCCCGCAUGGAAGUCAUGCCCAACUCCCAGGGAGCAAAUCAUGACACCGGGGCGAGGAGCAUUCAGAUCCCAGAUUCAAACCUUACAUCAUGGGACACGUGGGCCGCGCGUAGUAUCGUCUCUGCCAAUUCCAUGGAUGAUAAGGCGCAGCCCAUCUCCACGGACAACUCGGCGAUCGACAGGGCGAAUCACAUGCAAUACCAGACUCUAUUCGGGCUGAACAGCCCUUCUCAGUACCCGACACCAGGGGAAAGCUACUUCUACAGCGUUCCGGAACCAGGCGUAACGAACACGAGUUUGCCGAAAACCAUAUAUGACACCAGUCCCAUAGAUAUAAACCUCACCACUUCGCUGAGCACCUUUCACACCCCGUCCCAGCCCGCGACGGCCCCACCUACCCUCAGCAAUAUGACAGGAGCAGAAGCAAGUCCUGCUCAGGCUUCUUCAGCGGACAUGGCUGCCAGCAAGAGCACAAGUAUAAGCGCGGGCACGAGCCCCAGUACGAGUCCCUCGACUCAGAGCUUAGACUUUCAAUCGACAAUUAUGUAUCAGGUAUCUAUCAGCAUGGCGUGCACACGCGCACAGUUGGACGCCAACAUGGUCCUUCUAGUCGGCAUGGGGACAAGUGUGACGAUACAGAUUGAUAAAAAGUCAUAG